Molecule: messenger RNA, 1871 nt
Organism: Aspergillus sclerotioniger CBS 115572
Lineage: Eukaryota; Fungi; Ascomycota; Eurotiomycetes; Eurotiales; Aspergillaceae
Product: dihydroorotate dehydrogenase 2
Exons: 3
Coding region: 155-1756 (533 amino acids)
Biological process (GO): pyrimidine ribonucleotide biosynthetic process; 'de novo' pyrimidine nucleobase biosynthetic process
Cellular component (GO): cytoplasm; mitochondrial inner membrane
Molecular function (GO): dihydroorotate dehydrogenase activity
Source: RefSeq, a predicted model, not a curated record
UUCUGCUUGACUGGAGGUGUACUCGCGGCAUCCUUGGCUGCUUUCUGCUACUACAGUGGAUUGAACUGCAAUUAAUUGACUUUGGCUGAUCAAUUGCUGUGCCAGGCUGUCCAUACUCCCUAAUCGAUAUACUAGAAUUCAUACCAACCCCACAAUGGCUACCCAUGCAGUUGCUCUCGCCUGGAGAUCCGCAGGCCGCAGGGCUCCAGCUCUUCCCUCUCUCCGUGCCACUCAACGGACGUCCAUCCUCCACAGGGAAUCACUCCUCCGUCAAGUCCGCUAUUCCUCGGAUGCGGCAUCCCAGACGAAAGAGGCAGCCAAGGAGACCACCGCACAGGUUACGGAAACAGUGAAAGAGACCCCCAAGAAGGCCGGACGUAAGCUCAAGCGGACCAUCCUCGGCACCUCUCUCGCCCUCACUCUCCUGGUCAGUUACAUAUACGGAACGGAUACCAGAGCUAGUGUGCACCGCUACGGUGUCGUUCCCUUGGUCAGGCUGCUUUAUCCCGACGCGGAGGAUGCGCAUCACUUCGGAGUGGAUAUUCUGAAGACGCUGUACAAGUACGGCCUGAACCCGCGGGAGCGCGGCGACCCGGAUGGCGAUGGCUCGCUCGUGACUGAGGUCUUCGGCUACACCCUAUCCAAUCCCAUGGGUAUCUCCGGCGGUCUCGACAAGCACGCUGAAAUCCCCGAUCCCCUCUUCGAAAUUGGCCCGGCCAUCGUUGAAGUCGGCGGCACGACUCCCCUCCCUCAAGAGGGCAACCCUCGUCCGCGCGUGUUUCGCCUACCCUCCCAGAAUGCCAUGAUCAACCGCUACGGCCUCAAUUCCAAGGGCGCUGACCACAUGGCCGCCAUUCUUGAGCAGCGUGUGCGCGAUUUCGCCUACGCCAAUGGCUUUGGCGAGCAUGACCUCGCCGAACAGCGUGUGCUGAACGGCGAGGCCGGCGUUCCCCCGGGCAGUCUCCGCGAGGGAAAGCUCCUGGCCGUUCAGGUGGCCAAGAACAAGGCGACACCCGACUCGGAUAUUGAAGCCAUCAAGCGGGACUACGUGUACUGCGUGGACCGUCUCGCCAAGUAUGCCGACAUCCUCGUCGUCAAUGUCUCCAGCCCUAACACCCCUGGUCUUCGCGAUCUCCAAGCCGCCGCACCCCUCACCGCAAUCCUGAAGGCCGUUGUCGGCGCUGCCAAGAGCGUCGACCGGAAGACCAAGCCAUUCGUCAUGGUCAAGGUCAGCCCGGAUGAGGACUCCGACGAGCAGGUCUCCGGUAUCUGCGACGCUGUCUGGGGCUCUGGCGUCGACGGUGUGAUUGUCGGCAACACGACGAACCGCCGUCCCGACCCGCUGCCCAAGGGCUUCACCCUCCCCUCGAAAGAGCAGACAGCCCUGAAGGAGACGGGCGGGUACUCUGGUCCUCAGCUGUUCGAUCGCACCGUUUCCCUGGUGUCCCGCUACCGGUCCCUCCUGGACGCCACCGCCCCGACCACAUCCAAGGUGAUCGAGGCACAAGAAGCAUCCGCCACCGCAACGAAGGCCGAGCCGGACAUGGAGAACCUCCCCCCAGUUGAAGCCCCCAGCGCAUCGGAGGUGCUUCCUCGGAAGGUGAUCUUCGCCUCCGGCGGCAUCACCAACGGCCAGCAGGCCAAGGCAGUGUUGAACGCGGGCGCAUCCGUCGCAAUGAUGUACACGGCGAUCACCUACGGUGGUAUGGGCACGGUCACCCGCGUGAAGGAUGAGCUGCGCAAGGAGCAGCAGUAGGUCAGCACCAAAUGAAGUAAGUAACCAAAAGGAGUGACCGGUUGAUGGUGUAGGGAGUAUUAGGACGUAGAUGGGAUAUUGUAAAUAGGAGAGUAUUCAUUCAUAACUGGAUUAC